UGCAGUUUCCUGCGUUAUCGGCGCCUUAUCAGCUCCAAAUAUUGUUGGGUGGGGUUUGUCAAUUGAUGAAUUUUAAUAAAAUUUGUUAAAGUCGUGUGGGGUUUGGUUUGUUGUGGUGUCGAGGUGUUGUUUUUUGAAAAAUGCCCCGUGUCGUCGCGGCGUAUUUAUCGACCGAGUUUUUGAGGUUAGCAAUCCUUCCAUUAUAGUGACAGUUGUGGAGCUAACCUCGUCAUAAAAUCGUGAAUGUUUUCGUAUUUGUGGCGGAUUUGGUGGUUUUAGAGUGGUCGGGGCGGUGUCUUUGGUGCAUGUUGGAGCCCCCGGUGGAAAUAUGUGAAAACCAUCUCGGGGCGAAGUUGUGAAAGUUCAUUGCAAAAUAAUUUUACACGCCGCCAUUUUUGAGAUGCGAGCAUAGCGAGCCACAAGGAGGAGCAUGGCACCUGUCCCAAGACCAGGUAGCCUGAGGGACCCCGAAAUCGCCGACUUGUUUUACAAACAUGACCCGGAGAAGAUCUUUGAGGAUCUCAGGGAGAUCGGACAUGGCUCAUUCGGCGCUGUUUACUACGCCAGAUGCACCAUCACCAAAGAAAUCGUUGCCAUCAAGAAAAUGUCCUACACGGGCAAGCAGAGUCUCGAGAAAUGGCAAGACAUUUUGAAGGAGAUCAGAUUUCUGAAACAACUCAAGCACCCAAACACCAUCGAAUACAAGGGAUGCUACYUGAGGGAAAACACRGCCUGGUUAGUCAUGGAAUAUUGUCUCGGCUCCGCCUCGGACAUUAUUGAAGUGCACAAGAGGCCCCUCAUGGAAGAGGAAAUCGCCGCGAUCUGCGAAGGUGUCUUGAUGGGGCUCAGCUACCUGCACGAUUUCGGACGCAUCCACAGAGAUGUGAAAGCCGGCAAUAUUCUUCUCACCGAAAACGGAACGGUAAAAUUGGCCGAUUUCGGUAGUGCUUCGAUCAAAUGUCCAGCGAAUUCGUUUGUUGGAACGCCAUAUUGGAUGGCACCGGAAGUCAUCUUAGCGAUGGACGAAGGCCAAUACGAUGGUAAAGUCGACGUAUGGUCACUUGGUAUCACUUGCAUCGAGUUGGCCGAACGCAAACCGCCAUAUUUCAAUAUGAACGCAAUGGCGGCCCUAUAUCACAUUGCUCAAAACGAAUCGCCAACGUUGCAGUCUUCCGAAUGGUCUGAUAUUUUCAAGCACUUCGUCGAGGCGUGUCUUCAGAAAUCACCGGGUAAUAGACCGCCGUCUUCGAUGCUCCUCACUCACAAUUUCGUGACUCGAACACGUAGUCCGAAUGUCCUCAUCGAUUUAAUUCAACGUACGAAGGCGGCAGUUCGUGAUUUAGACAAUUUAAACUAUCGAAAAAUGAAAAAAAUACUCAUGGUGGAUAGUUGCGAAACGGAAAGUACUAUAGAUGUUGAUGACACUCCCGAUGAGCAUGCAGGUGGUGAUAGUUCAAAAAGUAAUUCAGUCACGUCUGAACAUUCGGUACAUUCAGUGGGCGUGUCGGCGAGUAGCCAAUCAAGUAGCACGAAUAGUCUCCCAGCCGAUGGUACAACGAGACGUCACCGAGGUUGUUUCAAUCAUGUCGCUGCUGCUGCCGCUGUUGGUGAUCAUGGAACUAAUAAUUUCGCUACAAUUCGAACUACAAGUAUUGUUACCAAACAACAAAAGGAGCAUAUGCAAGAGGAAAUGCAUGAACAAAUGACGGGUUAUAAGAGAAUGAGGCGUGAACAUCAAAGCGCACUUUUGAAACUCGAAGAGAAAUGUAAAAUGGAAAUGGAGAGUCAUAAAAAUCAAUUAGAUAAGGAGUAUGAAGCUUUGCUACAGAGUUUCAGUAAGGAUUUGGAGAAGUUACAAGCGAAACAUCAGCAGGAAUUGGAAAGGCGGUUGAAACAGAAUGCGGCGAGUGAGAAGAAAUUGAUAAAAGAUAUCACCAGUCGACAGGAGAGUGACAGGAAGGCGUUUGAUGCACAUAGGAAGAAAGAGUACAAGGCGAAUAAAGAGAGAUGGAAAAGGGAGCUGUCGCAGGAUGAUUCCACGCCGAAACGGCAACGGGAYGCGACGCUACAGACRCAUAAGGAUAAUUUGAAGCUUGUGGACGCUCAGGACGAGCAGCGCUUACUCAGAUGCCAAAAAGAAUAUUUAGAAUUGGAAGUUCGCAAAUUUCGAAGAAAAAAACUCCUCACAUACCAUAACUUAGAGCAGGAUUUAUUGCGUCAGGAAUUGAAUAAAAGACAACAACAAUUGGAACAAGCCCACAUGAUGCUCCUUAGACAUCACGAGAAGACCCAAGAGUUGGAAUAUCGUCAACAAAAAGCCGUACAUGCAUUACGCGAAGAACAGGUCAAGAACCAACACGACACCGAACUGGCGAACCAAUCYGAAUACAUGAAACGUUCCGAGCGUGAAUUGCGUAAAAAACACGCCCUCGAAGUGAAACAACAACCAAAGUCGUUAAAACAGAAGGAAAUGAUGGUUCGUAAGCAAUUUCGGGACACUUGCAAAGUCCAAACGAAACAGUACAAGGCUCUCAAGGCGCAAAUCCUCGCGAAUACGCCGAAAGAGGACCAGAAGGCUGUAAUAAAAAAACUGAAGGAGGAGCAGCGGCGGAAGUUGGCCUUGUUGGGUGACCAAUACGAGCAAAGCAUUGCUGAAAUGUUGCAGAAACAGUGCUUGCGAUUGGACGAGAGUCAAGAGAGUGAGUGUCAACAGAUGAAGGAGCGGUUGCAUUACGAAUUGGAGAUUUUGAUGGCGUAUCAGAGUAAGAAUAAAAUGCAAGCGCAAGCGCAAAGAGACCGCGAGAGAAACGAGUUGGAGGAGAGAGUGGCGGUGAGGAAGUCAUUGUUGGAGACAAAGAUGAAUUCCGAGACGCAGAGGUUUCUCGAGGAGAGGGCCGAGAGGAUAAGGAUUUUGCAUGAGAGACAAGAGAGGGAUUUGGAGGACUUUGAUAAUGAGUCGGUGCGACUGGGGUUCAGCGCUCUGGCGAUAGCAGAGAUAUCACGUGAGAAUUACGACGAUGAUGGCAGUUUGUCCGGUUCUAUGCUAAGUCUAGCUCAUUCCAAUAGCUCUACGAGUUUUCCACCCGGGUCGGUGUAGUAACGUUCAUUUUGCCUAUCAAAUUAAUUUUUAAUCAUUAAGUGUAACUAAGACUAACAAAUACCGAACAACUGGUUGGUAUUUACGCUUAAUUCGAGCAAUAAUAAUAACGAUCACACGGCCAGGAGGGCGACUCAACGGUGAGGGAUAUUAUUAUUGUCCUAUUGGUUUCCUUGUCUUUUUUGAUAGCAGUAUUUAUUGAUUAAAUUAUAGAAGAAAUAACUGUAUAUAGUUUUCAUUCUUUUCUUUUUAGUCAAUGUAUUUGUUUGAUAGCAUGACAAAAUCAAACUGCUGUUUCUAGGGACAGURUUUAGUAAAGAAUAGUGCAAUUUAUCUCCUAAUUUCGUUAGUAUUUAACCACACAUCACAAAUUUUCGAUGUUAAGAUUGUGAUAAUUAUAAUUCUGGUUACUCAUGUAAAUUCAGCCGUUUUGUUUCUUCAUGUAACAGUUGCUUUUAGUCAGUCGGUCGCUAAUUAUCACGGAAAUGUACAUACCUAUAUUUACCUGUACUGAGGUUAGCUGUAUGAGCAACGAUUUCGUUCGGCUGAUAACUAUUUAUUUUUUCGCUGUGGCUACCAAUAAAAUAUAACAAGAUGUAUUUUAUACGUAAAUAAAAAUUAUUGCUUUAACUGUUUU
This is a messenger RNA of Tribolium madens (black flour beetle), 3734 nucleotides long. RefSeq names its product serine/threonine-protein kinase Tao (gene Tao). Gene Ontology annotation, molecular function: ATP binding; protein kinase activity. The record is from RefSeq and is a predicted model, not a curated record. NCBI's taxonomy places the organism in Eukaryota, Metazoa, Arthropoda, Insecta, Coleoptera, Tenebrionidae. Gene Ontology annotation, biological process: protein phosphorylation. The transcript is spliced from 8 exons. Bases 431 to 3097 code for a protein of 888 amino acids.